Messenger RNA from Durio zibethinus, 860 nucleotides. Lineage: Eukaryota; Viridiplantae; Streptophyta; Magnoliopsida; Malvales; Malvaceae. The record is from RefSeq and is a predicted model, not a curated record.
AUUUUUUCUUUUGUAAAUGGGCCCCUUUAGGAAGCUGCCAUGCACUUUCCUUCCACCAACAUUAUACGUUUAUAUCAAAAUUUCAUUUUCUAUCCUUCUCUGCGAGAAAGCAUUGUAUGAUCAGACAAAAAGGCUUUCAUGGCCGGCUUUUGCCUUCUUUAUUUAAGCUGUUCAAUCUUGCUGACUUCCCUUUGAAACAAACUUAUAUUUAUUAUGGAAACUGCUAAAAUUUUCAAGUCUUCUAAAUGGUUCUCUAACAAGAGCGUCCUUCGUUUAAACCUUCACCGACGUCGAUCCAAGUGUAGCUCAACGUCCUUGAGCUAUCCUGCAUCAUCACCAGAGUCUCCUCAAACACCUAAUAAAAGAACGAAAAGGGCCGAAGACGAGAUGAGAGAAGUUUUUCGCUAUUUUGAUGGAGAUGGUGAUGGAAAAAUCUCUGCCCUUGAACUUAGGGCUUACUUUGGAUCCAUUGGAGAGUACAUGUCUCAUGAAGAUGCUCAAGGGGUGAUCAAUGAUCUAGACUCGGACGGCGAUAGCAUGUUGGACUAUCAAGAUUUCUUGAAGCUAAUGAAAAGAGAAGCAUGCAAUGAUGAUGAUCUGAAGAAAGCGUUUGAGAUGUUUGAAUUAGAGAAAGGUUCAGGGUGCAUAACUCCCAAAGGAUUGCAAAAGAUGUUGAAUCGCCUUGGGGAUGCAAAAUCUUAUGAUGAGUGUGUUGCCAUGAUUCAGGCAUAUGAUACCGAUGGUAAUGGGGUCCUUGAUUUUCAUGAGUUUCACCGAAUGAUGGCUUAAUUCGAUAGUGGUCAUGUCUUUAUUUAAUUUGUAUAAUUAAACAAUAUUAAUGAGACUGCUAGCUAUACUAA